AUGGUUCUCCGCAAGCUGCCACAGCCCGCUCAUGCUACAUCUUCCAAGCCGAACAUUGUCUUCAUUUUAGCAGAUAAUCUAGGAUGGGGUGAGCUCGGCUGCUAUGGUGGAGGGACUUUGGUUGGUGCCGCGACGCCUCGAAUCGAUCGCCUCGCCUCGGAGGGGCUAAAGCUGCAAAACUUCAACGUGGAGAGCGACUGCGUCCCAACUCGUUCUGCUCUCAUGACAGGGCGUCACCCUAUUCGAACUGGCUGUUUACAAGCCGUCCCAGCAGGGUUCCCGCAGGGCCUCGCUCCCUAUGAGAUCACGCUAGCUGAACGGCUGAAGGAGCAAGGCUAUGCGACUGCGCACCAUGGAAAAUGGCACCUGGGCGAUGUGCAGGGUCGGUACCCGUCAGACCGCGGCUUCGAUGAAUGGUUUGGCAUCCCUCGCACGAGCGACGAGACGCAAUUUACAAGCUCCCUCGGGUUCGACCCAAGUGUGGCUCAGCUCCCCUACAUCAUGAAUGGUAUCGCAGGACAGGAGUCCGAGAACGUCAAAAUCUAUGACAUCGAGCAACGUCGCCUGAUUGACGAGAUGCUCGUGGAAAAGUCCAAAGACUGGCUGAACAGACAGGUGCGAAAGAAGGAACCUUUCUUCUUGUAUCACCCGCUCGUGCAUCUCCACUUCCCCACACUGCCACACAAGGACUUUGAUGGGAAAACCGGUAAAGGCUUUUUCUCAGACUCUCUUGCAGAGAUGGACUAUCGCGUGGGUCAGAUUCUCGAUCAUAUCGACGAGCUUGGGCUACGUGAGAAUACCCUGGUGAUAUUUGCAUCUGAUAACGGGCCAGAGUUCAGGGAGCCCUGGCGAGGUACUGCUGGGCCAUGGACAGGUACCUACCAUACUGCCAUGGAGGGCAGCCUCCGGGUUCCCUUUAUCAUUCGUUGGCCCGGUCAGGUUCAACCGGGCUUCGUAUCUAACGAGAUUGUACAUGUCACGGAUAUAUUUUCCACGCUCCUUUCCAUUGCAGGUGGCCGUCCGCCCAGCGAUAGGCCAAUCGACGGCGUUGACCAGACCGAAUUCUUCAAAAACCCCACAACGGUUCGCUGUCCCCGCGAAGGGUUCUGCUUUUACAUAAAAAAUGAUCUUUUUGCGCUAAAGUGGAGAGACUGGAAAAUGCAUCUGAUUUGGUCGCCGGCUGUCAAUGAAUCCAAGGGCAAGCUUGAGUCGCCCUAUCUGUUCAACCUGAUUCGCGACCCCAAGGAAGAGAGUGACGUUGCCACGGCCAAUAGAUGGGUUCUCCAGCCAAUGGAGAGACUACGGACUGAUCUAGAAAGAAGUUUGGUAAACUUUCCAGCGCCGGAAGACCCGCAGAAAAAGAAAUUCAUGGAAAUGCAUGGUCACAACUACUGA
Molecule: messenger RNA, 1395 nt
Organism: Akanthomyces muscarius
Lineage: Eukaryota; Fungi; Ascomycota; Sordariomycetes; Hypocreales; Cordycipitaceae
Exons: 1
Coding region: 1-1395 (464 amino acids)
Molecular function (GO): arylsulfatase activity
Source: RefSeq, a predicted model, not a curated record